AUGAGCAGCCCAGCAGGGCCCACUGCAGCCCCCAAGCCCAGCGCCAAGUCCAUCUAUGAGCAAAGGAAGAGAUACUCCACGGUGGUCAUGGCAGACGUGUCCCAGUACGCAGUCAAUCACCUGGUGACCUUCUGCUUGGGGGAGGAGGAUGGGGUCCACACCGUGGAGGAUGCCUCCAGGAAGCUCUCUGCCAUGGACGCCCAGGGGCGGAUCUGGGCCCAGGAGAUGCUGUUACAAGUGUCCACGGGAAACGUGAAGCUUCUGGAUGUGGACUCCAAGGAAGAGCUAGAGUCUUAUGCCUUGAACUCCAUUCUUCGAUGUGAGGCUGUAUUCCCCCCAGGCCAGACACGAGCCCUCCUCCUCCUUGUGUGUCAGGAGCCUGACCGGGCCCAGCCCGAUGUCCACUACUUCCAGGGCCUCCGAGUUGGGGCAGAGCUGAUCCGAGAGGACAUCCACGGGGCCCUGCAGGCCCAGCGAUCGGGCAGUGGAGAUCGUCGUGCAGCUGCCCUCAGAGCCACCCAGGAAGAGCUGAACCGCACCCCCAGCCCUGGGCCCGUGGACACCCCCUUCCAACGCCGGCCUUCAACUCGUGUGGUCAUCGCCCCCCGGGAGCGCCUGCUGGGACCACCGGCCAAGGAAGAGGCAGCUGUCCCUGAGGAAGAGGAAGGUACCCAGAGGCCAGCCCUGGAGCUGGCGAGUCUGGAAGCCGAGCGGAACGUGGACAUCCUGAACCACAUCCUGGAUGAUGUCGAGAGCUUUGUGGCCAAGCUGCAAAAAUCCGCCGAGGCCUCCCGGGUCCUGGAGCAUCGAGAACGUGGCCGGAGGGUGCGCCGGAGAGCGGCUGGAGAGGGGCUCCUGACCCUUCGGGCAAAGCCUCCCACAGAGGAGGAGUACAUGGACAUUCUGCAGAAGAUCAAGUAUUCCUUCAGCCUGCUGGCCCGCCUCCGAUCUAACAUCACUGACCCCUCUGCCCCAGAGCUGCUUCACUUCCUGCUGGGUCCGCUGCAGAUGGUGGUGGACACGACUGGAGGCCCCAGCUUUGCCCAGACAGUGCAGCAGCCUCGCCUGACCUCGGAGGCUGUGGCUCUGAUGAAAGAGAGUCUGACGGCCCGAGAGACCGAGCUCUGGACUUCGCUGGGAGACGCUUGGACCAAGGCCCGGCUUGAGCUUCCCCCUGAGGAAGGCACCCCCUACACCCCAGUCUUCUACAGUGGCUGGGAACCAGCCCCCACCACCCCGGCGGGCCAGCCCUGGGAGGAUCCUGUGGAGGCCCAGCACAGGCAUGAAAGGCGUCGGUGGCAGCAAUCAGCCCCGCAGAUCCAGGUCAAUGGUCACACAGAACCAGACUCAGAGCUGGAGCAGGGGCCAGGGCUGGAGGCCAAGCCUGAGCCAAGGGUCCCAGGGAAGUGGGUUCUCUGUAACUACGACUUCCAGGCCCGGAAUGGCAGUGAACUCUCUGUCCGGCGAGGGGACCUGCUGGAGGUCCUAGAUGAUGCCCGGAAGUGGUGGAAGGUUCGGGACCUUCAGGGACAGCAGGGUUAUGUCCCCUACAACAUUCUCACCCCCCACGCGGGGCCCCCAAGCCGAAAACCCUGCUCUGCCAGGGCACUGGACCAGAGGACCCCUCCCCCACCCCUGGCCCCAGCCCCUCCCAGGCCCCGCUGGGGCAGCAUGGACAGCCUAGACCUGGAUGCUGGGGAGAAGGAGAAGUUCGUGAACAUGCUGAGCGUCAACGAGGAGCUGCAGGCCCGGCUGGCCCAGGGUCCCCGGAGCCCCCGGAGCUCCAGUAGAGCGCCCGCCACCGUCCGCCUGGCCCCCGAGGCCCCGCUCAGCCCCCGCUCCCCAGCCCCCCAAGUCCGCGCCUGGCUUCAGGCCAAGGGCUUCAGCCCCGGGACCGUGAGUGCCCUGGGCGUCCUCACCGGCGCUCAGCUCUUCUCUCUAAAGAAGGAUGAGCUGCAGGCAGUGAGCCCAGAGGAGGGUGCCCGGGUCUACAGCCAAGUCACGGUGCACCGAGCAAUGCUGGAGGACUCGGAGAAGCAGUCGGAGCUGGAGGCGGUGAUGGAGAAGCAGAAACGGAAGGUGGAGGGGGAGGCGGGCGGGGACGCGCUGUGA
Molecule: messenger RNA, 2112 nt
Organism: Trichosurus vulpecula (common brushtail)
Lineage: Eukaryota; Metazoa; Chordata; Mammalia; Diprotodontia; Phalangeridae
Gene: EPS8L1
Product: EPS8 like 1
Exons: 20
Coding region: 1-2112 (703 amino acids)
Biological process (GO): regulation of Rho protein signal transduction; Rho protein signal transduction; positive regulation of ruffle assembly
Cellular component (GO): ruffle membrane; plasma membrane; vesicle
Molecular function (GO): actin binding
Source: RefSeq, a predicted model, not a curated record